GGAGCGCCGGUCCCCGCGGAGGGACGGCCGGGCCGCGGCGGUGACGGGAGCGGCGGCGGGGCUGGGGCAGCUCCGCCGGGACCGCCCCCCCCCCCCCAGCCAAGCUCCCCUCUCCCCUUCUCCCAGCGCGGCCCAGCCGGUGCCCGCCGCUGCCCUCGGGCCUGGCGGGGUCACCUUCAUGGGCGGGCGGUAGCACUGUGGUGCCCGGGGCCUGGUGAGGCGUCGGCGGGACAGAGCGGGGCCCGAGAGCGGCGGGGACCGGGGCCAUGUUCGUGCAGGAGGAGAAGAUCUUCGCGGGGAAGGUGCUGAGGCUCCAUGUGUGCACCGUGGAGGGCGCCGAGUGGCUGGAGGAGGUCCCCGAGGACACCACGGUGGAGAAGCUGAAGGAGCGAUGCCUGAAGCACUGUGUACCUGGGAGCUUGGAGGAUCCAAAAACCAUGACACAUCAUAAGUUGAUCCAUGCUACUUCUGAGAAGGUGCUGACAGACACAAAAACAGUGUUAGAGGAAAACAUUCAAGAUAGAGAUGUCUUGCUUUUGAUAAAGAAGCGUGCACCACCUCCACUCCCCAAGAUGGCAGACGUGUCAGCAGAGGAGAAAAGGAAACAAGAGCAGAAAGCUCCUGAUAAGGAUGCUAUUCUCAAAGCAACUGCAAAUCUGCCCUCUCGCAAUGUAGAUCGCACUGUGGCCCAUCACAACAUGAGGGAUUUUCCUUUCUUGCAGUUCCAGACAGAGCUCCGGAAGAUCUUAGUGUCUCUCAUCGAAGUUGCACAGAAAUUGCUAGCACUGAACCCAGAUGCAGUUGAACUAUUCAAGAAGGCAAAUGCCAUGCUGGAUGAGGAUGAGGAAGACAGAGUGGAUGAGAUAGCUCUGCGACAGCUUACAGAAAUGGGGUUUCCAGAAAGCAGAGCUGUCAAAGCCCUUCGAUUAAAUCACAUGUCUGUGACACAGGCCAUGGAGUGGUUGAUAGAACACGCGGAUGACCCCACAGUGGAUGCUCCGCUCCCAGGUCAGACUCCAUCAGAAGCCACAGCUGAAGCUGGUGCAUCCUCUGCUGAAGCAGCUGCGGGUCCCAGUUCAGAGGCGGGUGGGGAGGAGGCCAAGGACGAGCUGACGGAAAUAUUCAAGAAGAUCCGGAGGAAAAGAGAGUUUCGUCCAGACCCACGAGCUGUCAUUGCCCUGAUGGAGAUGGGAUUUGAUGAAAAAGAAGUGGUAGAUGCACUCAGAGUAAACAACAACCAGCAGAACGCAGCCUGUGAAUGGCUGCUGGGAGACAGAAAGCCUUCUCCAGAGGACUUAGAUAAAGGCAUUGACACCAAUAGCCCUCUCUUCCAAGCCAUUUUAGAAAACCCAGUGGUACAGUUAGGGCUAACCAACCCUAAAACUCUACUAGCCUUCGAGGAUAUGCUUGAAAACCCCUUGAACAGCACUCAGUGGAUGAACGAUCCAGAAACUGGGCCUGUCAUGCUACAGAUCUCUCGAAUCUUCCAGACGCUGAAUCGCACGUAGAGGGGGAUGCCAGUCCACUGUGCCACUUCCUACUGUCCCUCGCUUCACCUUCGCCUCAACGGGAGGGUGCAUGGAUUGUUUGGGGGGGGGGCGGAUGGACAGGGGGGCGGGGGGAUCCUGUCUGGACGGGUCUCUCGCACGAGAGCUUAUGUAGUUAUGGCCAACUGAAGUUAAUUGCCUUGUGGAUUUAGUGUUAGUGGAAGAGGUUGGGAGACUUGUUUAUGUUUUCAGCUAUUAGGUUGGAAAUAAAAAUAGGAAAAGGUUUUGUGAAAACAAUUAAGAAUCGGAUUGUUGGAAAGAAAUCCGAUAUUGCUUGUUGAAAAGGCCCGUGACAGUAGUUUUCUAGUCAGUGUUGCUAGCAUCUGGCUAGUGUUUACAAGAGGUCACUGACCACUAGCAUAGGAUAUUAAUCAUCUCCAUACAGUAUUAAUUUAUGGCUAUGUCAAAUUAUAAAAUGCCUUUUAAAAUUGAUUCUUAGGAAACGUUUUUUAAAAGUCCAAAUAUUGGGAGAGCAAGCACCUUUCUAUCCAAACGUGCUUAUCUUGCAUUAUAAUUUAAACAGAAAAAUUCAGAGAUGGAAUUCUUUUAAUAAAUAGCAUUACUUUUUCCUAUUUAUUUUCCGCAUUAGUGUUGUUACAGUCCCACUAUGGUUAUACUUGUAGGAGAUUCUCUGCCAGCUACAUUAAAGAUGCAGUAUCUCUUCCAUGACAGAACUCAGUGCACCGAAACUUGGAUUCUCAAGUAGGCUGCAGUUUAUACUCUGCCAUAUCCUAGUGCAAGGAGGGAUAUAGUCAUGUAGUGGGGCUUUUUCCAUUUUUACGUGCACGGUUUUAGAAAGGGAGAUUUGUGGGGCUUUGACUUUGUUUCAAACUGUUUACAAAAAAGCAACUAAUUUGCAUGGGGUUUUCAUUGGUGAUCUGUAAAGAAGCAGAACCGCUUAGGUUUUUAUGUUGUUUCACGUAUUUCAAAGCACGCUUGAAAUUACUUUCUUUGAGAUAGCAGUGGCUUUUCUUGACACUUAUUUUUACCUUUGAAAUACCAAGAAUGUCAGGCUGUGUCUUUCUUAUUUUGUUAGGAGACUGACUUGAGAUUUCAGAUGGGAGUUGUGAGCUUUUAAGAAUAGAACUCGCUGAAUAUCCAGCUCGAUUUUAUGAUUGGACUCUGAAAGUGUUUUAAAAAAGUCUGAACAAAAAUGGUUUUUAUUUUCAAAUUAGUGAAACAUGAUUGACAUCUGUCGUGAUCCCUGCCAUGUCCCAUGCCUCAACAGCCCUUUUUUGGAAAGGCAGGCUAGGCAAGACCUGCCUCCCCAAAAUGCAGAGUAACCAGACGGAGACCCUGUCCUUAAAUAGCACGAAGGUGUCCUGUCAGAUAGAGAGAUCCUGAACAGCUCUGCAAGUCACCUUUUUAAGUGUGGGGUUUUUUUGUAUGGUUGGGUUUGGUUUGGGUUUGUGGUUUGUUUUGUUUUGUUUUUUUAAAAAAAAAAAAAAAUGAAACAAGAUGCAACCCGAAACCCUGUAACAAGUUUUGGCCUGAACUUGGCAUCUAAUCUAUGCUGUUAUGCAGUCAAGGCACUGAAGUUGCCAAUUUCACAUAAUUAAUAUGAAGGGUUGGGAAAUCAAAACAGCAUGAGAUUUUAUCUUGACUUAUUAUCCCAGGAUUUUUAUUUGUAAUUUCAUAUGAAGCUUUACAGGUCAUGACUGUUGAAAUAUUUACUGUUACCUUUAGAAACUCCGAGCUUUAUAGAGAUGCUUCUUCUGUUCAAAUUGGACAGUAAAACCAUUUUCCUGGAUUCAUGCUAAGGACAGAUUGACAGCAUGACAUUAAAUUGUAACCUUAUCCUAAAAGCCAGGAACCUGAUCCUGCAACCCAGUGAGUUCAGCACUACUCAUGAGUAGUUGUGACUGAGUGCUGUAGUGUUAUGAAAGGGUUUGAGUUUGUCCUUUUUUUUUCUUACUCCCUGCAGCUUUUUUGCCUGUAAUACUACUGGAAGUCACUAUUUCUUGAUGCUCUUAAUGUUAGAAGCACAUGUCCUUCUCUGCCAAUCAGGAUUCUUGGAAAUAUUCUUUUUAAUCAGUGUUUUUAAAAGCCAAAGCUGGGAAGAACUACCCUAUAGUUUGUUGAGGGGGGGGAUUUGGCUUCUGAGUGAGUAAGUACAGGUUCAGACGUAACCAGCAGAUACUUUGGUAGCAGCCUUGGUCUUUGCAGAAUGUAAAAGCUUGUUGAAAUGCUUCUUUUGAUUUCAGUAGUACAUGAUCCGAUUCUGGAGUGGCUGUAGAGCUCCCAGACAGACCAGGCAAGAAUCAUGGCUCAACUUUUAGAGUCAUCUAAAAGUUUGACAUCUGUUUUGCUGGCAGAACCUAGGGGACUAGCCAUGCAGCAAGAGGGAGCAACCCCUCUUGCCUGUGCUGGCAUGGGAGGAGCUGCCCCCAGAACUCUCUGUCGCUGCUGCCGGGGCAAAGCAGGUGAUGAACUUGAACCAGCUUCCCCAGCUUUUAGGGGGUUGAAGCUGGGCCCAUUCCUGAAACGUGGUGUCUGACCUGCUUUGGAGGAGCAGAGUGGCUCGUCUCUAAGGGUAAAGGUUCUGCUUCUUGUGUAUCUCUUCAUCAACCCCACAGCGAGGGGAUCGGAGGGUUGGUGCUGCCAGGACCUGCCAGUGAACUGUGCGUGUUCUUCAGUGUCGGUUUGAUCAGGGUGGUAAAAGUUAUCAGAGCUGCCUCCCGUGAGCGUGCCAGAGCAGAAUCAGUGCCACUGAACCUUUUAUAAAAUUGAGGAAAAAUCAGUAAAACAAAUCAUGCUCACGUAGUAGAAGGGGGUAAGAAUGCCCAGGUUCACCAACAUAAUGUAAAGUUGCAGCAGCAUUUGGAGACCUUAGGGAUAAAGGAAUACUGCAUCUUUAAAGUGCUCAAAGACUUGAGAAUAUGUGGUUAUUUCUGGGGUUUGUUAUUCCAGAGCUCAGCACUUGCACAGCUGAAGUGUUGGAGAGUGUGUUCUUCCUGGUCUGGCAAACAGUCUUCUUGCUUGGUAUGGCUUUAACGUAGUCCUGCUUGUCUUGUGAGAACGUAAGUUCCCAGUGGCCAAUAGCUGAAAGAGGCCAGAACUUAGGAGGUGUGAUGUUUGCAGCAAGGCACAGGAGCAGAUCUGAAACACAGAAACUACCCUUGAGGUUUAAAUGAACACCGGAGGAAUUGUUCAAGACAGGGGUGGUGUCAAGGUAUGAAUUAGUAGCAGACAAGGGAGCUGUGUCCCCCUGUCACACCUGUGUGUAUUGCUACUUCGUCACAGUAAAUGAGGCACGAGUCAAGUCCACUGGGCUUGCAAAGGCAUUGAUUAUCCCAGUUUUUACAAAACUUGCAAAAAAAAAAAUGAAAGAUCUGCUGUUGAGUCAGCAUGUGCAGCUGGGUCUCCAGGCAGGAGGAGUGUGUGUGGCAAGAGCUCUGCCUGGUGAUAAAAUGUCCUGUUCUGUGGCUGAAGGGUAGAGGACUGGUGGAUCCGGUCUGUAAGCCGGUGAGAGGUCCCUAAGCACAUGGGAAUAGAUGUUUUUCUUUUUUUUUUUUUUUUUUUUUUUUAAAAAAAAAAGCUGUUGUGAGGAGGAACUUACAGGAGUAAGGUUUUACAGGUUCAGGUCCCGUGCUUGCAUCUCUGGUGUUCAAGUUAUAACUAGCAAAGACAUGUCCUGUUUAAGUGUCUCAUAACAUGGUCAAGGCAAUAUUGGGAAGCCUGUGAAAUCAAGUAGUAAGGAAAUGGGGUGGUAGGUGGUUAAUACAAUGUCUGUUUCUUACAGUUCUAGCUCUUUGCCCCAUCAGUUGACACAGACAAUCUUCUACCUUUUGAUAUUACAUGACUCUUGAAAGCUAGCUAGCUGUUUAUUUAAAUAUAUAUAACUUAUAAUUUUGUCAUCAAAACACUGAUAUUUUUAAUAGAAAUGUACUAUAUGGAAGUUUGUUCUCAGGGCUUCAUAUUUAUACUCUCUUUAUAGGGGGCUGCAUUUAAAGGGAUGUAUUUGGAAAAAAUGCCAGUGGCUACUUUACAACUUGGACCUUGAUUGUCUUGACCUGUGAGCUUGAGCUAGCGCAACUCUCCUAAUAAACCUCUCGUGUCUGGUCCAGUCCAAAGAAUCUGCCAUUCUGUCUCUCCUUGUGAGCAGUGACAUGAGUCUUCCUCUAAGAUUGCUGCAUCGCUCUCUGGAAGCGGUCACACAAGAUUACCCACGUCACAGUUUGCUGAACUUUACACCAUUUCAAGGACGCUUCUGUUCUCCAUGCAGCUGGAAAAUGAACUUGCACAGGUUCUAAAGCAGUCAUCAGUGCUCUCCUGCUCUUCUGGGAAGGUGCAAGGUUCGCUCCUGCAAGAGCUCUGAAACCUCCAGGUAAUUGCUGCUUUUUGGCUGCUCACAGCCCCGGUCGCAGAUGUGUCCUGGAACCUUGACCCCCAUUUCUUGCCUCAUUCUCCUGGAACCAAACUUGUCUUUUGGAGAUGGAUCUUCAUAUCCAAGAAACACUUCGGUGGUUAUUGAAAUCCCUUUUAGUUAGGACUGUUACAAUUAUUUUUAUUUUUAUUUUUUUUUUAGGCAUUGUGAUACUUGGGCUGAAGAUCUUUUAAUGUCCUUUGAAAGUUGUUUAAAUAAGCAUUGCACCAAACGAAUGUAUUCUAACACUGUCAGCAAAUAUUGCCUGUGGAAGAGAUGCAGAGGUUACCAGGGAUCUCUACUUCAGUGGCAAUUUUCUGAAAGCCGCGUGCACAGGAUAGCGAGUGUUUCAUCCAAAGUAAACACCCUGUUUUUCUACUUUUAAUAAAUAACGUUUUUAUGAACUAGGAGAAUAGCGGCACUUGCAGCUGGGUAUUUCCAUCCGAUUGCAAGUCCUUGUGCUUUGAGGCAUAAGCAAACCACCGACUGUAUCCUCCCCUCGGGGCCGAUUUAUUUGCCUGAAGGAUUUGUGUUGGCUGUUGUCAGUGAGCUCGGCCGGGGGGGGGGGUGACCCCCACCCCCCCGCAGGGGGAGCAGCGAGCAGGGGCUGUGCUGUCCGUGUGAACGUGCUCUCCUGGCCCUUGUUCUCACCUGCAUCCUGACAGCCGGGUAUAACCAAAGGGGUUUUUUGAGGACCUCUUGCCCUAGAUUUGAAGAUCUCCAAUGCAGAUCCUGUUUGCAGCAUGUGAACUUCAAUAAAUGUAAACGCAUUAAAUUCUUACUGAAUUUAGGUAUAGUUUUAUAUCAUGCUCUGGGGAGAGGGAGGAAAUUGGAUCAUGUUUUAAACUAAGCCCCACAAAACAAAGCGUCUUUGUUACAGCAGGUAACAGAGGCCUGGAGAGAUUUUUAAUUUGCGUAUUUUUAUCAUAGUUUAAUGAACUGUACGGGAAUGUGAUUUGCUAUCCAGCACUUAACCACAAGGCAGCACCAGUAAAAUUAUAUUGCAAGGUACUGACUUGACAUAUUUUUCAUUUCACCUGUGCAUAAAAUAAUGAGGUACAGCAUACGAUAAUUUUUUAUAUGGCACUGACACUGAUGCGUGGCAUGCACAGCUGUUUCUAAGAUGUAACGUGACUUUGAUGAAGCUUAACUGGGGCGGACGCCACUGAGCCUGUGGAAUUCAGGGUUCGUUCUGGACGCGCUCGUGUGGGUCGCUGACCUCUCCCUGAGCGGGGAAGCCGCCAGGCUUUGCUCCCUUAGAGUAGGCCUCCAGGCAAAAAGCAAGAAAUGCUGCUCAUUUAUGAUCUUUUUAAGCAGUUGCUGUUGCCUGUUGAAAUAUAUUCCUGGAAGUUAUCAGGGUUGUUAGCGAGGCCAGACCCGUUCAGGCCGAAACAACUGUGGACCUUUAGCGGGUGGAGAAGUCGUACCCACAAACGAGACUGGAAUGAAUGCUGAGUCUUUAAACCUGCUCACACAUACACACUGAAGACACUGAUGUUAUGUGUGUUGUAAAUUUAUAAUAUAUCUUAAAAAUAAAAGUUUUUUUGAUUUAUUA
Tyto alba (common barn owl) is the source of this 7468-nucleotide messenger RNA. It is a transcript of the gene UBAC1, whose product is annotated as UBA domain containing 1. The coding region runs from base 267 to 1508 and encodes 413 amino acids. The transcript is spliced from 10 exons. The record is from RefSeq and is a predicted model, not a curated record. Gene Ontology annotation, molecular function: protein binding. Lineage: Eukaryota; Metazoa; Chordata; Aves; Strigiformes; Tytonidae.